Messenger RNA from Penicillium griseofulvum, 696 nucleotides. RefSeq lists its product as uncharacterized. The record is from RefSeq and is a predicted model, not a curated record. Bases 1 to 696 code for a protein of 231 amino acids. The transcript has a single exon. NCBI's taxonomy places the organism in Eukaryota, Fungi, Ascomycota, Eurotiomycetes, Eurotiales, Aspergillaceae.
AUGAGCUCAUACUUCUCAUCCUUGACCACCUCUUCGGCCAUUUCUGGCCUAGGCUCGCGACUCACCAAUCUUCGUCGUGCCAUUACGCUAGGCGACGAGGGAGACGACCCCGACAACGAAGACUGCUCCCACAUCUCCAACGCCCUUCGAGCCUACUACGCUGAAAAGGGCCGACCAUUCCCACCAUGGCUCCCACAAGACCCCAAGGGCCCAUCUCCGACCCCCUCCCGCCAGAUUGCGACUUCACAGCUACCCUCUGGUGGCUACAACCAAGGGUCCGCCAACACCGGCCGGAACGGUGGUCUAGGUGAUCUAUGGGGCGAUUCUCCAUCCCAAACAUCGCUCCCACAGACGGCCAGUCUUCGUCGCGGACGUGGUGGCACAGCACCGCCGCUCGCCUCCGCCAACAGCGCGCCGUCGGGCUCCUCCUCCUCGCCCGGGCCCGCUCUCACACAUUCUCAGUCCUACUCGCCUGCUGGAUCGGGCUCCCCCCAUCCAUCUGGAGCGCGGCCAUUGCCCAGCCAGCGAGCUGGGUCAUCUCAGUCUUCCCAGGGUCGUCCGAAUCUCGACCGUGUUGGGUCGGGUGGUGGUUCGGCCCAGGACCGACUGCGAGCCAGAUUGCAGGGAGGAAGGUCUCCUAGUCCUCAUGUUGACCCUAGUGUCCGGAAGCCUGUUGGAGCACCUGGAAGACGGUGA